AAUUGCAAAACUGCAAAUUGAUAUUCCCCGAAGGCCAAAGCAACUCACCGGAAGUUGGACUCCGCGCCGGUACCUCUCUCGGCUUCAGCCGAGCACUACUCCGCGUUUCCGACACCGAGCAGAGAGGGAGGAAGCGGGAGAGAGAGAGAAAGGGUGUCGGGAUUAGGGUUAGGGUUAGGGUUAGGGUUAAGGGUAGGGGAUGGUGGUGGUGGUGGAUCUGGGGGAGUUCGCGGAGGAGGGGUUCGACCCGAAGCGAUGGAUCAACGCGGCGCUGGAGGGCCGGCACCCGCAGGACCCGCUGGACCGCUUCAUGGCCGACGCGGAGGAGAGCCUCCGCUCCGCCGCCGACGGCAUCGCCGACGCCCUCGAGCGCGAGAGCGCCGACGCCCUCCGCCGCGUCCCCCUCGCCUGCCGCGACGUCCUCCGCCUCCGCGACGACGCCGUCGCCCUCCGCUCCGCUGUCGCAUCCAUCCUCAGCUCCCUCAGAGAGGCAGAGGGCACAUCUGCUGAAUCUAUAGCUGCUCUGGCGAGAAUUGAUACUGUUAAACGGCGGAUGGAAGCAGCAUAUGCAACGUUGCAGGAUGCUGCUGGUCUGACCCAGUUGAGUGCUAGUGUAGAGGAUGUUUUUGCAAGUGGGGAUCUUCCACGAGCAGCAGAAACCCUUGCAACCAUGAGACAUUGCUUGUCAGCUGUUGGUGAGGUUGCAGAGUUUGCUAAUGUGAGAAAGCAGCUUGAAGUGUUGGAAGAUAGGCUGGAUGAGAUGGUCCUCCCUCGUUUAGUUGAUGCACUUUCAAAUCGCAAGGUUGAUGCUGUUCAAGAUUUACGUCGUAUACUUAUUCGUAUUGGGAGGUUCAAGUCAUUAGAGCUGCAAUAUACUAAGAUGCACAUCAAACCGUUAAAAAAACUCUGGGAAGACUUUGACUUGAGACAAAGAGCUAACAAGCUAGAGAUGGAGAAGCAUGGUGAAAAUGCAGCCUCCCUUUCUUUUUCUAGCUGGCUACCGAGCUUCUAUGAUGAGACUCUACUAUACCUUGAACAAGAAUGGAAAUGGUGCAUAAAUUCUCUCCCUGAUGAUUACAAAUCCCUGGUUCCAAAACUACUCAUUGAGGCCAUGAGUGAAUUGAAUGCUAGCUUUGUCUCCCGUCUCAACCUUGCAACAGGAGAUGUAGUUCCUGAAACCAAAACCCUAGCAAAAGGAAUUAUGGAUAUCUUGUCUGGCGACAUGCCAAAAGGCACUAAGCUGCAGAAUAAGCAUCUCGAGGCACUAAUCGAACUGCACAAUGUGACUGGUACUUUUGCAAGGAAUCUUCAGCAUCUAUUUUCAGAAUCUGAUCUUCUGAUUCUACUGAAUACACUGAAAGCUGUUUAUUCACCUUAUGAAUUGUUUAAAGUGAGGUAUGGACAUAUGGAGCGUGCGAUACUUUCCUCUGAGAUCACAAGAAUAGAUAUUCGUGGAGCCGUUUCUCGCGGAGUUGGUGCACAGGGCAUAGAGCUCAGCGAAACUGUUCGUAGAAUGGAAGAAUCUAUCCCACAAAUCAUAGUGCUUCUCGAAGCAGCAGUUGAAAGAUGCAUCAACUUUACUGGUGGAUCUGAGGCUGAUGAACUUAUACUGGCCCUCGAUGAUAUCAUGUUGCAAUACUUGUCAAACCUACAAGAAACCCUAAAAUCCUUGAGAACAGUUUGUGGAGUUGACAAUACUACUACACAUAGUGAUAGCGCGAAAAAGGAUGCGGGUUUGGAUAGAAAGGAAGGUGGGGCCCGUUUAAUGGAUGUGGUUUCCGAAGAGGAGGAAUGGUCAAUUGUUCAGGGAGCUUUGCAGAUUCUCACUGUUGCAGAUUGUUUAAGUAGCAGAACAGCAGUUUUCGAGGCUUCUUUACGAGCUACUUUAGCUAGAAUCGGAACAAGUUUGUCUCUUUCUGUAUUUGGUUCGAGCUUAGACAAAUCUCAUGCAGCACCUGUCGAUGAGAAUGCGGAAGUUUUUGCAGGAAGGGCAGCCCUCGAUGUGGCGGCUUUGAGACUUACUGACGUGCCAGAAAAAGCUAAAAAGCUUUUUAAUUUACUAGAGCAGUCAAAGGAUCCAAGGUUUCACGCACUCCCCCUCACGUCACAAAGGGUUGCGGCAUUCUCCGACACUGUGAACGAGCUCGUCUAUGACGUGCUCAUAUCCAAAGUCCGGCAACGCCUGAGCGAUGUGUCACGACUGCCGAUCUGGUCUUCCGUGGAGGAGCCAAGCGCUCUCCCUCUCCCGACCUUCAGUGCAUACCCGCAGGCCUAUGUGACCAGCGUCGGCGAGUAUCUCCUCACCUUGCCACAGCAGUUGGAGCCACUCGUAGAAGGCAUCUCUGGCAGUGAGGCCGGCAAUGAGGAGGCUCAGUUUUUUGCCACAGAAUGGAUGUUUAAGGUGGCUGAGGGAGCCACAGCACUCUUCACGGAGCAGCUGCGAGGAAUCCACUUCAUCACCGACCGCGGCGCGCAGCAGCUCUCAGCCGAUAUAGAGUACCUGAGCAACGUUCUCUCCGCACUUUCGAUGCCAAUCCCUCCGUUCCUCUCCACAUUCCACACCUGCCUAUCAACACCAAGAGACCAACUCCGCGACCUCAUCAAGACCGACGGCGGGAGCCAGCUCGACCUCCCGACGGCCAAUCUCGUGUGCAGGAUACGCCGCAUUAGUUUAGAUUAGUGCUUUUGUUUUCUCUGAUUACUUUUUCCUCUUGAUUUCGCUUUUGCUUUGCAGAAGCUUAUUAUAAAGAAGUGUUGUCAUUUGAAUCUGAAUUGUCCCAUAUUCGUGUUGCAUACAUUUAAUUUCACACAGGAAGACAAUUUGUCAACACUAUAAUUCUAUUAUUAUCAGUACAAGUGUCAAACAAAACUGUGCUGAUGGGAAACUUUUUGUUUA
Molecule: messenger RNA, 2896 nt
Organism: Ananas comosus (pineapple)
Lineage: Eukaryota; Viridiplantae; Streptophyta; Magnoliopsida; Poales; Bromeliaceae
Product: conserved oligomeric Golgi complex subunit 7
Exons: 10
Coding region: 200-2680 (826 amino acids)
Biological process (GO): retrograde vesicle-mediated transport, Golgi to endoplasmic reticulum; intracellular protein transport; Golgi organization
Cellular component (GO): COG complex
Source: RefSeq, a predicted model, not a curated record